UGAAAUUCUCUGGCCAAAUUGAAAUGUACCGAGAGGCGGAGUGUCAAGAAAGACCUCACAGAAGUCUUCAGUCGUCACGCCGCGCUGUCGCUGCGACGACCGACGACGCGGAAAUGUGGCUGCGCGCGCAUUGGGGUCGUCACGACCAAUCGCGGCGGCGCGUGACGUAACAUAGCGCGAUCGAGUGGGAGGCUGCCGAGACGGAGGCGGGCGGCCGCAUCCUAGUCCCUUGAGCUCCGACCAUGAAGCCCCGGUCACCUUCGGAGGAGCAUCACGGGAAAAGACCCCGCGUCCCCGCCGCGGCGGGAUCCACGUCGCCGCAGGACGCAAUGGAAGACACGCCGCCUCCGCCCCCGCCUCCGACUUCGAAUCUGAAUCCGCGGGAACUCACCCAAAAUCCCCUCAAGAAGAUUUGGAUGCCGUGUAAAAAUGGCCUGCCCGAGAGGCACAUUUCUCAAAGGAAGGUAUGUAUGACCAACUGCCCUACCCUGAUCGUGACGGUGGGCCUUCCUGCCAGGGGGAAGACCUACAUCUCCAAGAAGCUGACUCGCUAUCUCAACUGGAUCGGGGUUCCCACCAGAGAGUUCAAUGUAGGACAGUACAGGAGAGAGUGUGUGAAGAUCUACAAGUCCUUUGAGUUCUUCCGUCCAGACAAUGAGGAAGGAUUAGAGAUCAGAAGACAAUGCGCUUCGGCCGCUCUAAACGAUGUACGGCAGUACCUCGCGGAAGGAGGCGGCCAAGUUGCGGUUUUUGAUGCGACAAAUACCACCAGAGAGAGGAGGGAAACCAUCAUCGAGUUUGCGGAGCAGAAUGGCCUCAAGGUGUUCUUUGUGGAAUCUGUGUGCGAGGACCCCGAUGUAAUCCAGGAGAAUAUUGUGCAAGUGAAACUGGGCAGCCCCGACUACACAAAUUGCAACACCGAGGAGGCGGUGGAAGACUUCAUGAAGAGGAUCAAAUGUUAUGAAAACUCGUACCAAACCCUGGAUGAGGUCUUGGACAGGGAGCUCUCCUACAUCAAAAUUAUGGAUGUGGGUCAGCGCUAUCUGGUCAACCGGGUCUUGGACCACAUCCAGAGUCGGAUCGUCUACUAUCUCAUGAACAUCCACAUCACGCCUCGCUCCAUCUACCUGUGCCGCCACGGCGAGAGCGAGCUCAAUGUCAAGGGUCGCAUCGGGGGGGACUCGGGUCUCACGGCCAGAGGCAAAGAGUUUGCCAAGAAGCUGGCCCACUUCAUCCGGGCUCAGGGCAUCAGCCGGCUGAAGGUGUGGACCAGUCAAAUGAAGAGAACCAUCCAGACGGCCGAAGCUCUCAGCGUGCCCUACGAGCAGUGGAAGGUCCUCAACGAGAUUGACGCCGGUGUAUGUGAAGAGAUGAUGUAUGAAGAGAUUCAAGAUCACUACCCUCUGGAGUUUGCACUGCGGGACCAGGACAAGUACCGUUACCGCUACCCGAAAGGAGAGUCCUAUGAGGACCUGGUGCAGCGGCUGGAGCCGGUCAUCAUGGAGCUGGAGAGGCAGGAGAACGUGCUGGUCAUCUGUCACCAGGCCGUCAUGCGCUGCCUGCUGGCCUACUUCCUGGACAAGACCGCAGAGGAGCUGCCCUACCUCAAGUGUCCGCUGCACACCGUGCUGAAGCUCACGCCAGUGGCCUACGGCUGUAAGGUGGAGUCCAUCGGCCUCAACGUAGACGCCGUCAACACACACAGAGAGAAACCAGAGAACGUGGAGGUGUCGCGGAUGUCAGAGGAGGCUCUGCUAACGGUGCCAGCCCACCAAUGAGGCGGCGCACCUCCCCUGGCCUCCACAGGCCUCGUUGCGCAACCCGCCCGCCUCUUUGCUCUCCACCCCGCUCCCAUCCUCCGCCGUCCGCGCUGCCUGCACUGCACUCGCGUGUCCGCUCGCAGGAGACGCCAUCGAUGAUGGUGAUCGCUGACUGGAAUCCAGUUCACUCUUGAUUAUUUCCGAAAAUAUGACACGGAGCUCGCGUUGUCGUGCGCACGCUCCCUUUUGGGGAGAACAAAUGAAGUGACUGCUGUGCGCAUGUGAACUAGCAAUACGGUCCCAUGAAGUUUUUCUUCUUUUCUUUCCUCUCACCACUUUGAACUGAUGUAACGCAGUUACCUUGUUUUUUUUGUGUUUGUUUUUUUUUUUAACACAAAGGUACUUGUACUUUUGCAGCAUUGCACAUUGUCUGUUUCUUCCACAAGUGUGUAGAAUGUCUCAAGUGAAAUCAUGGAAGUCUCGCUACGCUUUUUGACGGUGUGUACGUGUUGUUUUUCCUCAAGUCACUGACCCGAUGAAAAAUAUGUGUUGUUUCUAAAUAAACUCCCUUCACUCAGCGAUUCUC
This is a messenger RNA of Hippocampus comes (tiger tail seahorse), 2346 nucleotides long. It is a transcript of the gene pfkfb4a, whose product is annotated as 6-phosphofructo-2-kinase/fructose-2,6-biphosphatase 4a. The coding region runs from base 243 to 1778 and encodes 511 amino acids. Gene Ontology annotation, biological process: fructose 2,6-bisphosphate metabolic process; fructose metabolic process. Gene Ontology annotation, cellular component: cytosol. Gene Ontology annotation, molecular function: 6-phosphofructo-2-kinase activity; fructose-2,6-bisphosphate 2-phosphatase activity; ATP binding. The record is from RefSeq and is a predicted model, not a curated record. The transcript is spliced from 14 exons. Lineage: Eukaryota; Metazoa; Chordata; Actinopteri; Syngnathiformes; Syngnathidae.